AUGGAAAAGCAGCUCGAGGCAUUGAAUAUCGAUGAUACCUUCGAGUCGGAUCAGAAGCCAUCGCAUAAUAAAAUAAUCAGGACGUUCAGUUUUCCGUCCAGCAAUAAACCUUUUUUUAAGGCUUUGGAAGAAUCAUCCAAGUUUGACAGGCAUUACAGCGAACAAAUAUUAUAUCCCAACAUUUGCACCAGGAAACCGGAAAUAUUAUCGGAGAUGCAGGCACGCACAAAAAACACAAAAUAUAGUUUUAAUGACAAGAGCAAGUUCCCGGAGCAUUUCUGGCGUACGAAGAUCGAUAAUGCAUCAUCACUUAUGCCUGCAAACGAUCAAGUGGAAUAUAUGGAAGUAGAAAAGUAUCCAGAUUUAACAAAUAAUAUCCAUGAUGCUGUAUCGUUCGCACCUAUACUAACAAACAAUCAAGAAGUUAUGGAAGUAGAAAAAUUUAUAGAUCCUUCAGAAUGUGUAGGCUUAUCAAAAUCGUUUUCUACAAUCUCUACAAUGGAAUCAUUAUCCCACGAAAACUCAAGAUUUGUAAGAUUCAAAAAGACAAUUCAGACUGUACGAACGAAGACGAUAAAAAUUAUAAGAAACCGAAAAAAAACCUUCGAAAAAACUUCUAAAUGUUCGAAAGUCAAACGAGCUCUUUGUAUAUGUUUUGUAACAAUUUUGUUAAUAUUAUCUUCGAUAUGCGUAUUUCUGUUUUCGGUACCUUUACAUGAAGAUCAGAAUAAUAAGCAUAGUGAUACUUUUACGACUGCCGUUGUUGAAUUGGAAAAACACAUUUUCGGCCAGGAUCGAGCUAUACAAGUCUUGAGCAACUAUCUUCAGCAAAAUUCACCUCUCUUCAAAAUAAUAGCUCUCGUCGGUGGUACAGGUGUCGGUAAAACAUACACGGCAGAAAUUAUAAGAAAGAAGUUUCGUGAAAAAACUAGUGAUCAUGUCUUCUUUCCUUCGCGCGCGGAUUUGUUCAUCUUGGACAAUUUGAAGGAAGAACAUUCGUCGGACGUUAUAAGCUUUGUAAAAGAGCAUCGAAAGAAAUAUGGCGAUCGAUACGACACUGUAUUAGCUAUUUUUAAUGUCGAGCAGAUGAAUGACGAUUUGACGCGUAGUAUAGAUUUGAAUAAAAGUAUAAAUACAAUAAGAAAUACUUUCGCAGACGCAAAUCUCAACGUCAAAAUUAUUCCUUACGAACCCUUGAGCGAGGAUGUUUUAGAAAAAUGCAUUAUAAACACGGCGAAAAAUGUCAAACUAUUACUCUCUCAAGAUCAGAUCGCUCUUAUUAAACGACAGUUGAUAGAAAAUAAUGUCGGUUGCAAGGGAGCGUAUGGUAAAAUUCAAGUAAUUGGUAGACAAUAAAAAAUGGUAUAUUAUAUUAUUUCUAAGAUGACAAGGCUCAUACAACAAUUCUUUUGUGACUGAUAUAAUAAUAUUCGAUUAAAUAAUGUAUAUAUAGUUUUUUUUCAAAUAUAAUUGCAAAGAACUGAGCAAAGUCUGAGAUGUUA
Messenger RNA from Nylanderia fulva, 1502 nucleotides. The record is from RefSeq and is a predicted model, not a curated record. Lineage: Eukaryota; Metazoa; Arthropoda; Insecta; Hymenoptera; Formicidae.